Molecule: messenger RNA, 1548 nt
Organism: Chinchilla lanigera (long-tailed chinchilla)
Lineage: Eukaryota; Metazoa; Chordata; Mammalia; Rodentia; Chinchillidae
Gene: Meis3
Product: Meis homeobox 3
Biological process (GO): eye development; embryonic pattern specification; positive regulation of transcription by RNA polymerase II
Molecular function (GO): RNA polymerase II cis-regulatory region sequence-specific DNA binding; DNA-binding transcription activator activity, RNA polymerase II-specific
Source: RefSeq, a predicted model, not a curated record
UACGAUGAGCUGCCCCAUUACCCAGGCCUUGUGGACGGCACGGCAGCCCUGGCUGGCUUCUCAGAGGCAGCGCCCCCAGCACCCGGAGCCCCUGGGCCUUAUGGCCCGCACCGGCCGCCCCCACCUCCAGGCCUGGACAGUGAUGGUCUGAAGAGGGAAAAGGAUGAGAUCUAUGGACACCCGCUCUUCCCGCUGCUGGCCCUGGUCUUUGAGAAAUGUGAGCUGGCCACGUGCUCACCCCGAGAUGGGGUAGGGGCUGGGCUGGGCGCACCCCCUGGGGGUGAUGUCUGCUCCUCCGAUUCCUUCAACGAGGACAUCGCUGCCUUUGCCAAGCAGGUACGCUCCGAGAGGCCCCUCUUCUCCUCCAACCCAGAGCUGGACAAUCUGAUGAUCCAGGCCAUCCAGGUGCUGCGCUUCCACCUGCUGGAGCUGGAGAAGGUCCACGACCUGUGCGACAACUUCUGUCACCGCUACAUCACCUGCCUCAAGGGAAAGAUGCCCAUUGACCUGGUCAUCGAGGAUCGGGACAGUGGCUGCAGGGAGGAUCUCGAGGACUACCCAGCCUCCUGCCCCAGCCUCCCAGACCAGAAUAAUACAUGGAUCACAGACCAUGAGGACAGUGGGUCUGUACAAUUGGGGACCCCGGGUCCAUCCAGCGGCGGCCUGGCUUCCCAGAGUGGGGACAACUCCAGUGACCAAGGAGACGGGCUGGACACGAGCGUGGCCUCGCCCAGUUCUGCGGGAGAGGAUGAGGAGCUGGACCCAGAGCGGCGGCGGAACAAGAAGCGAGGGAUCUUCCCCAAAGCCGCCACCAACAUCAUGCGGGCCUGGCUGUUCCAGCACCUGUCGCACCCGUACCCCUCCGAGGAGCAGAAGAAGCAGCUGGCGCAGGACACCGGGCUCACCAUCCUGCAAGUGAACAACUGGUUCAUCAACGCGCGGAGACGCAUCGUGCAGCCCAUGAUCGACCAGUCCAACCGCACAGGGCAGGGUGCAGCCUUCAGCCCGGACGGCCAGCCAGGGGCGGGCUACACUGAGACGCAGGCGCACGUGACUGUCCGGCCGCCCGGCUCAGUAGGAAUGAAUCUAAACUUGGAAGGAGAGUGGCAUUACCUAUAGAGCCUGCGGUCAGGACAAGCACCCUGCCUCUGGACUGCGACCGCCGGCCGGCGCCUGCUCGGUCCCCACGGGCCCUGGGCUCCAGGACUCCAGCUCUCCGGGCCCCUCUGCUCAACGCCUACCUCCCUGGGGCCCCGGGACGUGGACACGGGGACCCGAGCGUCCACCUGGGGGCCUCUCAAGGACAGAGACGUGGCCCCAGCCCUGCCCCCCACUCUGUCUGCCAGGGCCGGGCCUCUCUGCAGGUGCCAGUGGCUUGGGGCCCCAGCUGUGGGACAGAGAGGGCACUGGGAGCGGGCAGGGGCCAUCGGGGAAGGAGAAUCUGACAUGUGGGGAGACUCUCGCCCCCACCGCGCCCCCUCCCUCCCCCACCGCCCCUCUCUGAUGUCUUCUACCUUUUUUUAGUGAUAAAAACCGCAAACACGCAAA